GAAAUAGAAGCAGAGACAGACGUCAACUUCCGGUUUCGCAGACCGACGCAAGAUGGCUGCCACCAAGCGGGUUCUUUAUGUGGGUGGCCUAGCAGAGGAGGUGGAUGAGAAGGUUCUUCAUGCUGCUUUUAUUCCUUUUGGAGACAUCACAGACAUUCAGAUCCCUCUGGAUUAUGAAACAGAAAAACAUCGAGGAUUUGCAUUUGUUGAAUUUGAGUUGGCAGAGGAUGCUGCAGCGGCUAUUGAUAACAUGAACGAGUCUGAGCUCUUUGGAAGGACAAUUCGCGUCAAUUUGGCUAAACCCAUGAAAAUUAAAGAAGGCUCUUCCAGACCAGUGUGGUCAGAUGAUGACUGGUUGAAGAAAUUUUCUGGGAAGACGCUUGAGGAGAAUAAAGAGGAAGGAGCAUCGGAGCCUCCCACGUCGGAAGCCCCAGAGGGAGAGCCCCCAGCCAAAAAGGCAAGAGCCAAUCCUCAAGUGUAUAUGGAUAUUAAGAUUGGAAACAAACCUGCUGGCCGAAUCCAAAUGCUUUUGCGUUCUGAUAUUGUCCCUAUGACAGUAGAGAAUUUCCGUUGUCUGUGCACGCAUGAAAAGGGCUUUGGUUUCAAGGGAAGCAGUUUCCACCGCAUCAUCCCCCAGUUCAUGUGUCAAGCUGGGGAUUUUACCAACCACAAUGGCAGUGGAGGCAAAUCGAUCUAUGGCAAGAAGUUUGAUGAUGAGAAUUUUAUUCUGAAACACACAGGGCCAGGGUUGCUGUCUAUGGCCAAUUCUGGUCCAAACACUAAUGGCUCCCAGUUCUUCAUCACUUGUGACAAGACAGACUGGCUUGAUGGAAAGCAUGUGGUUUUUGGUGAAGUCACUGAAGGCAUGGAUGUGGUACAGAAGAUUGAGGCUCAGGGUAGCAAAGAUGGGAAACCCAAGCAGAAAGUGCUCAUCUCAGACUGCGGCGAGUACAUGUGAGGUUCUCUGCUUCCUUCACUGGGCUCCCAGCUGCGAUGCCCAGGAGCCAGAAGUUGUUCUCCAAGAUGCCUCAGCUGGAAAGGGCCUCCACCGGCUAGUGAAGGAAGGCUUGGAGCAUGGGGGCUGCUCUGUGGGCCCUGAGAGCGAGCGCCCCGCCAUGGGGACUUGAGGGGAAGGCUGAGGCCGGGACUUGGGGCUGCUGGGUCUCCUUGGGGCCUGCCUGGGUUCCUUGGGGCCUGCAAGGGUUGGUUUGUGUCAGUUGUAUAAAAAUAAAUUCUAGUUUUUCUA
Antechinus flavipes (yellow-footed antechinus) is the source of this 1246-nucleotide messenger RNA. It is a transcript of the gene PPIE, whose product is annotated as peptidylprolyl isomerase E. The transcript has 10 exons. Gene Ontology annotation, cellular component: intracellular membrane-bounded organelle. Lineage: Eukaryota; Metazoa; Chordata; Mammalia; Dasyuromorphia; Dasyuridae. Gene Ontology annotation, biological process: protein peptidyl-prolyl isomerization; protein folding. Gene Ontology annotation, molecular function: peptidyl-prolyl cis-trans isomerase activity; RNA binding. The record is from RefSeq and is a predicted model, not a curated record. Bases 53 to 958 code for a protein of 301 amino acids.